AUGAAUCUAGAUUUGGAAAGUAACAAUAUGAAAAACGACAUUGAUAACUAGCCUGUAGAAAACGCAGAAGAUGUGCUGUCAUCAAAACCUCCUAGCAACGGAAGCAACCCUUAAAUGGACUCAGAUAUUAUUAAAGGAAAAGAAUAAAAAAAGAAAUUGACUAAACUUGAGAAAAUGAAAAGAAAACAAGAAAAAUAAAAAAUAGUUACUACUGCGAAAAUCAUAAUAUUUUCAGAACUUCUCAUAUCAACCUUAGUAGUAUUGUAGAUGUGCUUAUUUUAUGCUAAGAUUUAUAUUUCUAAGUAAGAAGCAUCUAUUGCAUAUAUAGUUUUAUACAUUUUUUCUGAUGUCUUAUUUAUUUCCUCUUGGAUAACUUCUUUUGCAGCUCUUAUCCUAAGAAAUAAUAUAUGUCUUAAUUAUUGUAAUUUUUCGCUCGGAUUCAACAUAAUAUUCAAAAUUGCUGCUCUAAUUGUUUAUCAAGUCUCCUGCUCAUAGUAUACUGAAAUACCUUCAAGCAAUUUAAUAAUCUCUUUAACUGUUAUUAUGAUAUUUUUAUCAGCUUUCUUUAUUUAUUUGUACUCUUUUAUGAAGAACAAAUGGAAUUUCAUCCCAGCAGACAGAUGGUAAAGAAAAUUCAAUCCUAAUUUACGUUACGAGGAUAUUAAAAAGACUAAUAGUAAUGCCACCUAGUAAUCUAUAAGCAACUCUGUGAAUACAAAUCCCUAAUAAAUCAACCCAUAAGCUAGUAUCAAUUAAUGA
Molecule: messenger RNA, 759 nt
Organism: Tetrahymena thermophila SB210
Lineage: Eukaryota; Ciliophora; Oligohymenophorea; Hymenostomatida; Tetrahymenidae
Product: transmembrane protein, putative
Exons: 1
Source: RefSeq, a predicted model, not a curated record